AUGGCUUCAUAUCGAGCGGACGACGAUGAGAUCAGCAUAGCGACCUCACAAGUCAAUGUUAGGCACUCUGAAGAGAUUCUGAACGACCCCGACGAUGCAUCAUCUCAUAAUGCUGAAGGGUGCUCCAAUUACGAGCAUGGAGGAAGCAAUUCCCGAAGCCCCGGUUCUGAGACACCCAUCUCAAAGGCACGCCCAGGAUUUCACCGGACAGAAACUAGGCCCGUGAUUGAGGACAACGACAGAAAUGAGAUUUUUCGAAUUGCGACGGCGCUUUCCCGUCGCCAUUCCGUCACCACCGCCGGUGAAGGCCCGUCUCGCGUCCACACGCUCAUUACUUACGAUGAAGACUCCCCGGCUUUGGACCCGCAAAGCGAUGGAUUCAGCUUGGAGAAAUGGCUCCAGAAUUUCGUCAAGACCCUUCGCGAGCAGAACAUCACGGCUAAGCAGACUGGCGUGGCGUUCAAGGAUCUCAAUGUCACGGGCACGGGGGCUGCUGUCCAGGUCCAAGAGACGGUUGCAUCGGUGCUGCUCGCUCCUCUACGACUCGGCGAAUUUUUCAGCUUCGGAAAGAAGGAGCACAAGCAUAUUUUGAGAAACUUUGAUGGUCUCCUUCGAAGUGGUCAGCUCUUGAUUGUCCUGGGUAGACCUGGGUCGGGUUGCAGCACCCUUCUAAAGUCGCUUUGCGGUGAGCUCCACGGAUUGAGGGUGGACGCGAAAUCUGCCAUUCACUAUGAUGGAAUUCCCCAGAAGCUCAUGAAGAAGGAGUUCAAGGGCGAGGCCAUUUUCAAUCAGGAGGUUGACCGACACUUCCCCCACCUCACAGUAGGUCAGACCCUGGAGUUUGCGGCCUCGGUUCGAACGCCGUCUCGCCGAAUCAAUAACAUGAGCCGAAAGGACUUUGUUCAGUAUGUCGCCAAGGUUGUCAUGGCUGCGUUCGGUCUCAGUCAUACCUAUAACACCAAGGUGGGAAAUGACUUCAUUCGUGGCAUCUCUGGCGGAGAGAGAAAGCGAGUGUCUCUCGCUGAGAUGAUCCUCUCCGGUUCGCCUUUCUCUUCUUGGGAUAAUAGCACUCGUGGUCUCGACUCCGCUACUGCCCUCAAGUUCGUCUCUGCAUUGAGAAUGGCUGCCGACAUGGCUGGGCAUGCCAGUCCUGUGGCAAUCUACCAAGCCAGUCAAGCCAUUUAUGAUCUCUUCGACAAGACCAUCGUGCUUUACGAGGGCCGGCAAAUCUACUUUGGCCCAGCAGAGCAAGCCAGGGGCUUUUUCGAGAGACAAGGCUGGUAUUGUCCCUCUCGUCAAACCACUGGCGACUUUCUCACAUCGGUCACCAACCCGACAGAGAGAAAGGCACAACCUGGAAUGGAAAACAAGGUCCCGCGAACUCCAGAUGACUUUGAGAAAUAUUGGCGUGAGUCGCCCGAGUACCGCGCGUUGAAGCAGGAUAUCGAGGCGUACGAGGUUGAGUACAUGGUCGAACGCCAGGGAGAGAGUAUCGCCCAACUUCGAGAGGUCAAAAACAGGCAGCAGUCCAAACACGCUCGACCAAAAUCCCCAUACACUCUCAGCGUCCUGAUGCAGGUCCAGCUCUGCACCAAGCGGGCCUAUCAACGCAUCUGGAAUGACCUCUCGGCAACUGGAACACAAUGUUUCGUGCAGCUCGUCAUGGCUCUCAUUAUUGGAUCUAUCUUCUACGGAACGCCUGAUGCAACUGCUGGAUUCUAUGCUAAAGGCUCUGUUUUAUUCCUGGCUGUUCUUCUUAAUGCAUUAACAGCCAUUUCGGAAAUCAGCAGUCUUUACAGUCAGCGACCGAUCGUGGAAAAACAUGCUUCAUUUGCUUUUUACCAUCCUGCUUGUGAGGCUGCUGCUGGCAUUGUGGCUGACGUACCGAUCAAAUUUACUACCGCGUCUGUCUUCAACAUUGUGCUCUACUUCAUGGCUGGAUUGCGACGAGAGCCAGCCAAUUUCUUCCUAUACUUCCUGAUUACCUAUAUGUCUAUGUUUAUCAUGAGCGCCGUCUUCCGCACGAUGGCAGCUAUCACGAAGACGGUCUCUCAGGCUAUGACCUUGUCGGGGGUCAUAGUUCUUGCCCUCGUUGUCUAUCUCGGAUUCACCAUUUCUCCUCCGGAAAUGAAGGUUUGGUUCUCCUGGAUUCGGUGGAUCAACCCAAUAUAUUAUGCUUUCGAGAUUCUUGUCGCCAAUGAAUUCCACGGUCGUCAAUUUAUCUGCUCUAGUAUCAUCCCGCCUUAUACACCUCUUAUCGGAAACUCGUGGAUUUGCGCUGCUACUGGCGCUGUUGCUGGUCAGGAUUAUGUAAGCGGAGAUGCCUUCAUUGCUGAACAAUAUGAGUACUACUACUCCAAUGUCUGGAGGAACUUUGGUAUUCUUUGGGCUUUUCUUAUCGGUUUCAUGGCUAUCUACUUUGUCGCUAUCGAGGUCAAUUCCUCAACAAGCAGCACUGCCGAGGCUCUUGUCUUCCGAAGGGGUGGUGUGCCGGCUCAUUUGCGCACCGGUCAAAAGCAAUCUCUAAGGGAUGAAGAGACGCCAGUGGAUUCAACUAGCAGGGGGAGCGCCACUGGUGAAGGCGUCAAUGCAAUCGAGCCUCAGAAGGAUAUCUUUACCUGGCGCAAUGUUAUAUAUGACAUUGAGAUCAAGAAAGAGCAAAGACAGCUUCUGGAUCACGUCUCUGGUUGGGUCAAGCCAGGUACGUUAACUGCGCUGAUGGGCGUCAGUGGUGCUGGAAAGACAACAUUGUUGGAUGUGCUCGCGCAACGCGUGAGCAUGGGUGUCGUCACUGGUGAUAUGCUUGUGAAUGGCAAGCCUUUUGAUGCUAGCUUUCAGCGCAAGACGGGCUACGUGCAACAGCAAGACUUGCACCUCGAAACUGCCACUGUCCGCGAGAGUCUACAAUUUAGCGCAAUGCUAAGGCAACCGAAGUCCGUCAGCAAGAAAGAAAAGUACAAGUUCGUCGAAGAGGUCAUCAAAAUGCUCAACAUGGAGGAGUACGCAAACGCCGUCGUCGGUGUUCCAGGCGAGGGUCUCAAUGUCGAGCAGCGAAAACUCCUGACCAUUGGAGUUGAACUGGCCGCAAAGCCAAAGCUGCUUCUUUUCCUCGAUGAACCCACCAGUGGUCUUGAUUCACAGAGUUCUUGGGCCAUCUGCUCGUUCCUACGAAAGCUGGCCAACUCUGGACAGGCUGUGCUGUGUACCGUCCAUCAGCCAAGUGCGAUUCUCUUUCAGGAAUUCGAUCGUCUACUCUUCCUGGCCAAAGGUGGCAAGACUGUAUACUUUGGAAAUAUCGGAGACAACUCGCACACCAUGCUAGACUAUUUCGAGUCGAAGGGAGCCCGAAAGUGCGGCGAGGAAGAAAACCCGGCCGAGUAUCUUCUGGAAAUUGGCAACAGCGGAUCCAACGGCGAGGGCAAAGAUUGGCACACCGUCUGGAAGGAAAGUGAAGAACAUGCGGCCCUCGAAACCGAGAUUGAUAGAAUCCAUGCCGAGAAACAGACUGAAAAGGUGGCAGGAGAAGACGACCCCACCUCCCAGGCCGAGUUCGCGAUGCCGUUUAGGUAUCAAGUUCAAGAAGUUACUUAUCGAGUUUUCCAGCAGUAUUGGAGGAUGCCCAGUUACAUCUUUGCCAAAUUCAUUCUAGGUAUCGCGGCUGGUUUAUUCAUUGGAUUCUCGUUCUUUAACGCCAAUAACACACAGGCCGGAGUGCAGGAGGUCAUCUUCGCUGUGUUCCUUCUAACGACAAUCUUCUCAACUCUUGUACAGCAGAUUCAACCGCUCUUCAUCACGCAACGAUCGCUAUACGAAGUCCGAGAACGCCCAAGCAAGGCCUACUCGUGGAAAGCAUUCAUCAUUGCUAAUAUCAUCGUGGAAAUUCCAUAUCAGAUCAUUACUGCGGUUCUCAUUUACGCCUGCUUCUACUACCCAGUUAUGGGCAUCCAAAGCUCUGCCCAGCAGGGGCUGAUCCUUCUCUUUGUCAUCCAGCUCUUUAUCUACGCCAGUUCCUUUGCGCAUAUGACUAUUGCCGCUAUGCCGGAUGCGCAGACGGCAGCCAGUAUCGUCAUACUGCUUUCUCUGAUGAGCUCUAUUUUCAGUGGUGUACUCCAGUCUCCGACUGCUCUUCCAGGAUUCUGGAUUUUUAUGUACCGCGUUUCGCCCUUCACGUACUGGAUCGGUGGCAUCGUAUCGACGGCGCUUCAUGGUCGACAGAUCACCUGUUCGGAGAAAGAGACGUCAGAAUUUAACCCACCCAGCGGUUCAACUUGCGGUGAAUAUCUCGAACCAUUCCUCCAAGAAGUCCCCGGAACGCUGCAGAACCCUAACGCCAGGGAACAAUGCCGGUAUUGCUCAGUUAGCACCGCCGACCAAUACCUUGCAGCUUCCCAGAUCUACUGGAGUCAGCGAUGGCGCAACUACGGGAUCUUUUGGGCUUACAUCUGGUUCAACAUCAUGAUGGCGAUUGUCUUGUACUACUUUUUCCGGGUGAAGAAGUUGGGCAGACGUUAA
Messenger RNA from Ilyonectria robusta, 4512 nucleotides. Its product is annotated as ABC-2 type transporter-domain-containing protein. The record is from RefSeq and is a predicted model, not a curated record. Gene Ontology annotation, cellular component: membrane. The transcript is spliced from 4 exons. Bases 1 to 4512 code for a protein of 1503 amino acids. Gene Ontology annotation, biological process: transmembrane transport. Lineage: Eukaryota; Fungi; Ascomycota; Sordariomycetes; Hypocreales; Nectriaceae. Gene Ontology annotation, molecular function: ATP hydrolysis activity; ABC-type transporter activity; ATP binding.